AUAUAGUUGACAGUGACCAUCCUCACUGCUAUCUUCGAUGACUUUCAUUUCACGCCUUAUGAGGUUUCAUGUCCCUCCCACCGAAACACGAGAUUGGAUUGAGAGUCUCCAAGUCACCUCCCGGCUCUACCGGCAUUAGCGGGGGUCCUGGUGUUGCUCGGAAACCGAACCCAACCAAUUUGGGACGAUAAAACACGGGAUCAAACACGCUAUCGAAGAUCUCGCGAUGAUAAAAAUGAAAAGAAAUCACUCACGCUCCUCGUUCCCUCAAUCCCCCAUGGUUGUUUUGGUGCUGCUCCUCGUUGCCACCUUGCUGCUUUGCCUUUGGACUCGUACACGACGAAGGUCGGUUAAUCCUCCGGGCCCCCCUUCAUGGCCAAUCAUAGGAAACAUUCUCAACAUUCCCUCGGUGGAACCAUGGCUGGCUUUGUCUGAUUUGAAAAAGAGCUACGGCGACCUGAUUUACCUACAUGGUUUGGGGAACAAAGUUCUCGUCCUCAACUCUUUGACGGCCAUCAACGACUUGCUUCAUAAACGGAGCAGUGUCUACUCUCAUCGACCCAUCCUUACCGUCGCUAGCGAAUUGAUGCAAUUGACUAGAAGCCUUGUGUUCAUGCCCUAUGGCUCGGAAUGGCGGGAACAUCGUAAACUGGCACACCUGGCACUCGGCUUGACAGCGGUGAAGAAGUAUCAAGUGAUCCAGGAGGAUAUCACAGUCCUUCUAUGCAAAGACAUCCUCGAGACACCCCAAAACUUUCAUUCUCUUGUCAGGCUUGCCUCAGGUCGUUUAGUGAUAUCCAUUACAUACGGAUUCUCAGUACCCGCAGGAAGCAAGUUCAUCGACCUCUCGGAAAAAGCAAUGGCCAUAUGCGGUGCUGCUGCUGUCCCGGGCGCAUACUUAUGUGAUGCGCUUCCAAUCCUCAAGCACCUGCCCUCGUGGAUGCCGUUCCACAGGGACGCGGAAAGAGGGAAAAACGCGGCGACCCAGGCGGCAACGGAGCCUUUCAAGCGCUUCACUGACGAUUUGCAACGCGGUGCCGCUAGACCUUCUUUGGCCUACGAUCUCCUGUGUGGUGAGAUAGAGGAAGUUCCAGAAGAAAGGGCAAAAUGGGUUCUGGGAACCAUGUUUGUUGCUGGUUCAGAAACGACUCAUGGAAUCACCAUUACUUUCAUCUUGGCAAUGGCUCUCCAUCCGGAUAAACAGCGCAUUGCCCAAGCCGAGAUCGAUGGGCUGCUGAACACAGAAAAUCGAAUGCCACUCCUCUCUGACUUACCCAACUUACCAUAUCUGAAUGCCGUGAUGAAGGAGACGAUGCGUUGGCAUCCGAUACUUCCUUUCUGCAUAGCCAGGAGAACGGGGGAAGAGAGUGAAUAUGAUGGAUAUACCAUUCCUAAAGACACGGUCGUCAUUCCCAACGUUUGGUCCGUUGCUUUCGCGCCAGACGACCGCUAUGACCCUCAUGAAUUCAUCCCGGAGCGAUUCCUUCCGUCCAACAGCCAACCUCCUCCAGAUCCUGCGUCAUACAUCUUCGGAUUCGGGAAACGGGUCUGUCCAGGAAAAGCACUUGGCGAAGGCACCGUAUUUUUAUUUCUAGCCUCUAUUCUAUCGACUUUCAAGAUAUCGCUUCCCGAGGAGACAGUGAAAAAUCCCCCUUCCUUCCAGUCUGGGUUGACGAGUUUCCCCAACCCGUUCAAAUGCAACAUCGUGCCACGGUCGGAAGUACAUGCUGAACGAGUGAAGAGACGUGCAGAGCAAUGUCAAUCUUGAAAAAAACGAUAUUUUUCCACACACUCACC
Messenger RNA from Marasmius oreades (fairy-ring Marasmius), 1797 nucleotides. RefSeq lists its product as uncharacterized. Lineage: Eukaryota; Fungi; Basidiomycota; Agaricomycetes; Agaricales; Marasmiaceae. The transcript has 14 exons. The record is from RefSeq and is a predicted model, not a curated record. Gene Ontology annotation, molecular function: heme binding; oxidoreductase activity, acting on paired donors, with incorporation or reduction of molecular oxygen; monooxygenase activity. The coding region runs from base 227 to 1768 and encodes 513 amino acids.